Colossoma macropomum (tambaqui) is the source of this 1528-nucleotide messenger RNA. RefSeq names its product NADPH oxidase organizer 1a (gene noxo1a). Gene Ontology annotation, molecular function: protein binding; superoxide-generating NADPH oxidase activator activity; phosphatidylinositol binding. Bases 74 to 1528 code for a protein of 484 amino acids. Lineage: Eukaryota; Metazoa; Chordata; Actinopteri; Characiformes; Serrasalmidae. The record is from RefSeq and is a predicted model, not a curated record. The transcript has 8 exons. Gene Ontology annotation, biological process: superoxide anion generation.
AGGAGGGUGGAAGUGCUGGUACUGAUACCAAGAGGAAGCUAUAAAACCGAGUGACUUACUCUGCCUGUCCAGCAUGGAAGAAGAGAAGAGAUACCCAGUAAACGUUCGCCUUAUCGGAGUGUUGCACAAGGAGGCAAGCAAACUGUACAUGACCUCCGUUCUUUGGUCAGAUCAAAACGAGCUCAUCAUCUACAGAAACCUGGAGGACUUCAAGACACUGCAUAAACAACUGAAGAAGAAGUUCCCCUCAAGCUCUCUAAGAAAGUCAGAAAGAGUUGUUCCCAAGUUCAAAGCUAAGGUGCGAGGCGCUCAGAGGAAGGGUGUGGGCCGGUCAGUGCUGAGGCUGCGCUCUCUGGAGCAGUACUGCAGCGCUCUGCUCACCGAGCCGCGCAUCGCUCAGAGCCCCGAGCUCAGCAGCUUUCUGCUGCCCAGACCAGACGACCUCAAACCUGAAUUCGCACAGAACAGCAUUAUGAUCAUGCCGUCUGAAGAGUCCCUGGGCAGAAGCGGUGGUAGAGAAUCAGAUGCUGGAGUAACGCAGCCGUUUGUGACCGAGACGUAUCGCUGCAUCGCUGCCUACAAGACAAAAGACACAAAGAACCGACCCUUCAAGGUUGAGGCGGAUGAGAUUCUGGAUGUGCUCAUCAAGGACAAAGCAGGAUGGUGGUUGGUGGAGAACGAGGCCAAGUGUCUCGCCUGGUUUCCUGCUCCAUAUCUGGAAAAGGCAGAGAUGGAUUAUGAUGACGAUGAGGAUCUGGCAGAUGGUGAAUGUGUUUUGUAUGUUGCUGCCAGAAGUUACAAAUCCAUGAACAGAGACGAACUAUCUUUAGAGAUUGGCUCCGUGGCUGAGGUGCUUCAAAGAACUGAUAACGGAUGGUGGCUUGUCAGAUACAACAGCAGGACGGGCUACGUCCCUUCCAUGUACCUGCAGCCAUACAAUAACCCACAAGCACGCGUAGUUAUUGCUCAAAGGGAGAAUCGUGGUUCUUCACUAAACCUGGCUGAGCUGCAGAACCCAGGCCACGAGCUUAGUCGAUCCCAGGGCAACCUCCUGCAGCUCCCAGGCAAUGGCUUGCGUCUCGCGGGUAAGCCCAAAUCCUGCUCCAUGGAUGUGAUCCCUCACCCCCAGGCCAGUCCCAUGGCCCAGCGGGUCGCACCCACCAUCCAGGUGCAGCCUGCAGAGGAGGGAAGAGACAGAAGCCUUAGCAGUGUCAGCAAGGGCAGCGAGACAGGCUUCAGCGACGACAGUAGCUCCUCAGACAACGAGUCCCGCAGCACCAGCCCCUCAGACAUCCAGCAGAGUCGCACCCCCACACCCAUAGUAACCGGCCGCUUGACACCGAGCAGCACCAAAGAGGGCAAGCUAACGACCAGCACCUCUGACCCUAACAUGUUCAAGCUGCCUAGCACCCCCAAAGUACCCCCCAGGCCUCAGGCGCAGGAGAUCCUCAAACGCUGCACUACCAUCACCCGCAAAAAUGCCUCCAAGAACCAACAGUCACCUCCGCUUGAGGUCUACAGUCGCUGA